Exophiala mesophila is the source of this 2057-nucleotide messenger RNA. RefSeq lists its product as uncharacterized. The record is from RefSeq and is a predicted model, not a curated record. Gene Ontology annotation, cellular component: ESCRT II complex. Lineage: Eukaryota; Fungi; Ascomycota; Eurotiomycetes; Chaetothyriales; Herpotrichiellaceae. The coding region runs from base 32 to 799 and encodes 255 amino acids. Gene Ontology annotation, biological process: protein transport to vacuole involved in ubiquitin-dependent protein catabolic process via the multivesicular body sorting pathway. The transcript has a single exon.
GCCACACCCUGCAGAUGAAAGAGACAUAGUCAUGUCAACUCGGCGGGGCGUCGGGUUAGGCGCCUUCACACAACGCAAUGCUACCGCACAACAAUAUGCCGCUCAUGGUUCCAAUCUCAAAUCUGCCAAUGCGGCGUCGCUCCAAGCCCAGCUGGAGGUCUUCCAAUCUCUUCUACACAACUUUGCUCUAGAACAUGCUGCGACUAUCAAGUCGAAUCCCACAUUCCGCGCAGAGUUUGCUCGCAUGUGCAAUGCCAUCGGAGUAGACCCGCUUGCUGGCAGCAAUAUCAAAGGCAAAAAGACCGAUUCUCUCUGGGCCAAGGUACUGGGGCACGAUGUCAAUGACUUCUACUUUUCGGUUGCUGUACGUGUCGUUGAGCUGUGCCAGUCAACACGUGCUGAGAAUGGUGGGCUUUUGGGAUUGCAGGAAUGCUGUGAGAGUGUGAGCAAGGGCAAAGCCAUUGGUGGUGGCCUGCAGGUCUCUGAGGACGACAUCGAGCAGGCAGUCAAAUCACUGGAACCGCUUGGAUCUGGAUUUGUGAUCCUGACGAUUGCUAGCAAGAGAUUCAUACGUUCGGUGCCAAAGGAGCUGAACACCGAUCAGUCUACGGUCCUGGAAGUUCUGCAAUUGCUUGGGAACGUUUCGGUCUCGCUGCUUCAGCUCAACCUGAACUGGGAAAGAGCCCGCUCUGAGACUGUUCUACAGGACCUGUUGGCAGAUUCUCUCGUUUGGGUCGAUUACCAGUGUCGUGAGCCAGAGUACUGGUCACCACAAGGGCUGGUUGAUGAAGCUUAUUGAGAUGGGUCCAACCAUCUGCGAGCAGAAGUGGCCAACACUCUUCUUGCCGCACCAAAGAUCUAUCUAUGUGGGGAGUGAGCGCUUAUACUCUUCUUUCAGAACCCAUCGCCCUCGACCACGGCUGCCCUUCUCCAGCUUUGCAAGCAGCUUCAAAGUCUCUUUGAAUUCCGCAGUGGCUUGUGGAGUUGUACAGAACCGAUUGAAAUGGUCAAUCAGCAUUUGCGUGUGUACAGCUCCGCCAUGGGCUGUCAGAUAGUCACGAAUCAGACGGCCAAAUUCUUUCCCCUGAGGUUGACCUGGGGUGCUGGACCUAGACCCUGUCGCUGCAGAGCCAGAAGAGCGUGCGGGGCUCGACGUACGAGGAGUCAAAUCAUGUGCCGCGUUUGCCUGGCGCUGCUGCAGAUUCGUCAAGAGACUCGAUGACUGAAACCCGCCACCUCGCGACCUGGAAUUUGAGCUGAAUGCCCGCUGGGCAGUGGUUUCUUGUGGUCUGCCAGAUACGCCAAAUUGGCCCGUCCAGGUUGGAGUUCCAAUGGGCACAGUGCGAGCGACUUCACCCGCACGUCUGAGCUCCCUUGCUGCUUCCGCAGCUACUUUACGAGCCUCUUGCUCAACGAGCACAGGGUCUGCGGCAACCUUCUUGGGCGUCUUACCGUCGAUGAUGGCGUCGUGCUCGACAGCGGAGUGAAUGCCUGAACGGGCGAAUAUACCUUCCAUCAUUCUGGCUUCUGAGUUUGCUGCGCCCUCCUGAUUUGCAUUCUUCUCCUCUUCGGCUUCGCCGGCGAAUUGCUCAAUCGAAGACACUCCGGGCAAUGCUUCUAUAUUACCAUCUUGCUGAAGAGAAGGCGAGUUCUUUUGGUCGUCAUUUUUUGUUGAUGAUGUUUGAGGUUUGGAGUUUGACUUGUACUGAACCUCUGCGCCUCUGAAAAGAGCGCUCGUCUCGGUUGGGUCGCCCUCGUCACCCAAACCAAACAAAUCAUGUAAAUCGUUAAGAUGGAAGGUUUGCCGCUGUUUCGGGUCCUUAAGGAUUUUGUUAGUGAGGAAUUGCUUGAAGAUCUGUCGAUGGUAGAUCUUUUCUUCUAUCGUGCCAGCCGUCAUCAAACGAUAAAUAGUCACUUCCCUCUUCUGACCGAGACGCCAUGCUCGUUCACGGGCUUGCAAAUCUGUCGAAGGGUUCCAGUCAGGAUCGUAUAUAAUCACUCUAUCGGCGCCAGUCAAAUUGAUGCCUAGACCACCGACUUUGGUGGUGAGCAAGAAG